AUGGAAUUGCUUGACGACAGUUGGGACCUACCAGUCUCGAAAAAUAUCAACAGAGAUCUCUUUGCUGAUUACACAGACGAAACAACGUUUGAUGUAGAUAGCUUUCUUCUGGAGAACAACUUUCAUUAUGUGCCGCUAGACAUAUUGACCCGGGACCUGACUGGGUUAACUAAAGAAAUGGACCAGGCUCUGCUGGAUGCAUCGAGUCGCAGCUAUAGCAACUUUGCGAAACUUUGCAAGCAGUUUUCAGAUACCGCGGAAACGAGACCUGAACUGCAAAUUGUCAAGCUCGAUCUUGCUCAGUUUUUAACUCAGUUGAGUAAUCUUACAGAGAGCGAUAUUUCAAAUACGAAAGAAAUCGUGGGGGACACUGUGGACUACCUCAAAACGCUUGAUAAGCUUUCGGUAGCUUUACAAGAUUCGCUGACUCUACAUGCGGGGCUUCAAUUGGCGCAUAAGCUAUGCCAAGCCCUGGAAAAGCUGUGCGCGGACGAUCAGUUCUUUGAACCAACGUUGUGUGGAGAUUUGGCAUUGCAAAUGCACGAAGUAACCGCUGAAAACCGCACGAAACUACUGCAACUGCAAGACACUGAAUCCCCACUCAUACUGCAGCUCAGAUCAGAGUCCCACAACGUUACUUCCCGGUUCCAAGCCUGUCUCCACGUUCUGUGUGACAAGUGUCUCGCAAAUCCGGGUGAAACGCAUACAUUAGGUUUAAAAAUUGCGACAAUUAUACCAAAAUCCCUAUAG
Molecule: messenger RNA, 750 nt
Organism: Lachancea nothofagi CBS 11611
Lineage: Eukaryota; Fungi; Ascomycota; Saccharomycetes; Saccharomycetales; Saccharomycetaceae
Source: the annotation of a GenBank genome assembly